AUGUUUGGACUUGGGGCAAGGUAAUUAUAAAGAGGGAGGGAGAAGCUUGAGUGGGUCUGAAGCUCUAUAAGCCUCUUUCUUGGUUUCAGGAUGGGUGGGGCCAGGGCCUGGUGGGUGCAAGGUCCUCCCUGCCAGCUGGGAGGAAGAACUGGAGAAAGGUGUACAGGAGGGAAUAGGGGCUUCUGGUGCUUUUUGCAUCCCAAAGCAGCAAACUCCAUUGUGGCACCUUAAAAGCAAGCAUAUUUAUUAUGGGAAAGCAAGCAUUUGUGGACAUUUAAAAGGUGACUGUGAGGUGCUGCUUUCUAACCAUGGCACCUGCCAAAAGAUAGGAAGGAUGGUGCUCUCUGGGGUAUCUGGUUCCCCCAAAUUAGCUGGCUUUUUACCUGCAAAACUCCCAUUUCCAUUGGAUUUUUCUGCUGGAGUGUUCUGCUUCCUUCCUUCCUGAACUCAAACGUCAUCUUGCUCCCUGUACAUAUAUUCCUUUUUACAAAAUAGGGGUCUCUUUUAAAGAUGGGUGUAUCCUGCUAUAAUGGGGAUGGGAAACCUCGGAUUUGGGGGCCAAAAAGAGCCCCCCUCUUUAGCUGCCCAAGUGAGUCUUCGGAGCUACACACCCACAACGUUCACUGACCCUGUUUUACUCCCUUUUCAAGUGUUUUUGCUGAGCGGUAAUAUGUCCUUGAUCUCUGGUAAGGCCUCUUGCUUUGCUGGAUGGAGGAGAAAGAGCAGUAUGUGAGCGUGUGUAGAAACUAGCCUACUGUAUAAAGGUAAAAUUUACAUUUGUUGCACCGCCCACUUCCCCCCUGCCCCCGCCCUCCACUAGCAUGUGGUCCCUGGAAGGGGAUGUUACCCUCAGCCUGAAAAAGGUCCCUUAGAUAUAUACUCUGCCCUCUCCACACACACACACACACACCUCUCUCUCUCUCUCUCUCUCUCUCUCUCUCUCACACACACACACACACACACACACACACACACACACUUUCACUCACCCCACACACUCUGUCCCUGAAGCUCCCCUGUGCCUCUAACCUGGUUCCUGGGAACCUGUUCUACCAUUAGACAGCGUGAAGAGCUUGCCUUAGGGAUCUGAUUUAUGUAUGUCAUGAAAGGGCAGCAAAUUUCACAUUAUUUACUUUAUUAUUAUCAUUCUGCUUCUAUUGCCAGGGAAGAUGGGAGUCACUUGUGAGAUUUUCUGCCUCAGGCAGACUAGACUGGGGGCUGGGAGAAGAAGGAUGUCGUUUAUUGCUUUGCCUCAGGUCCCUUAGAUAUAUACUCUGCCCCCUCCACCCCUCUGUGGCUCUGCUUCACAUAAAGGCUGCCGUCCUGUGUGUGCUGGAGAAUAAACCUUAUUGAACUCAGUGGGGCUUAGCUAUGAUGAGUGAGGAAUCUUAAGGUAAAGGGACCCCUGACCAUUAGGUCCAGUCGUGGCCGACUCUGGGGUUGCGGCACUCAUCUUGCUUUAUUGGCCGAGGGAGUUGGCAUACAGGUUCCGGGUCAUGUGGCCAGCAUGACUAAGCCGCUUCUGGCGAACCAGAACAGCGCACGGAAAUGCCGUUUACCUUCCCGCCGGAGCGGUACCUAUUUAUCUACUUGCACUUUGACGUGCUUUCGAACUGCUAGGUUGGCAGGAGCAGGGACCGAGCAACGGGAGCUCACCCUGUCAUGGGGAUUCAAACCGCCGACCUUCUGAUCGGCAAGUCCUAGGCUCUGUGGUUUAACCCACAGCACCACCCACGUCCCUGAGGUAUCUUAGGACUAUGCUUUAAGUCAAGGGUGGAGAACAUCUGUGACUCUCCAGAGGUUGCUGGAUGCCAACUGCCUGAGCAGCCAGCAUAGCCAAUGAGCGGGGAUGAUGGGAGCUGUAGUCUGGCAACAUCUGGAGGGCCAGAGGUUUCCUACUCCUGCUGUAAGUGUCUGUGGUUGAAAAGAAUUGAAUUAGCCCAGCUGCUAAGCCCACAUGCCAUGGGCACAAAUUUCUGUGCUUUACGUUUUUGUGUCCUUGGGCUGAUGGGAGUCAUAGUCCAAAACCCAUGAAUGAAAACAGGGGGGCAAAGUCUGGAUGAGUCUGUGUAAAUUCCCAGUUACUUUAGAGCUCCAAGCUCACUUUUGGUGCUUCUGUUUUCCUCCCCAAGCCCCCAGUUCCCUGAUGCUGAAUCCUGGUGGCAGAACCCUCCGUCUCUAGCCACUGCCAAUUCCCCCUGGGAUGCGACUGAAAUCUCAGCUUGGCAGAAGCACCUGGAAGAAGAGACCAAGCUGAGUCCUCUGGAAGAAGAUAGAAAGGAGCUCCUGGAAGUGGAAGACCCUGUGAGUCUGAACUGUGGUAGCCCCCAUAUGUUGUUGGACUCCUAAAUCUUUUCCAGCCAGCAUGGCCAGGGAUGAUGGGAGUUGUCAUCCAACAACAUCUGGAAGGCACCAUGUUGGCUUCUUUUGGGGCAGGAGAAACAAUAACAGAAAGAGCCUCUAAGGCAGAGUUUCCCAAACUUGGGUCUGCAGCUAUUUUUUGGACUACAACUCCCAUCAUCCCUAGCUAGCAGGACUAGUGGUCAGGGCUGAUGGGAACUGUAGUCCUAAAACAACUGGAGACCCAAGUUUGGGACACCCUACUCUAAGGGAUGACUUGAAGGCUGUGGCCCUCCAGAUGCUUGGACUCCCAUCACCGCCCCCCCAAACAGCAUGGUUAUGGUUGAUGGGAGGUGUAGUAGCAGCAACAGCUAGAGGGCUACUGGUUGAGCCUCAUCUUUAUAGGAUGGCAUUAAGGUAUGGUAAGGUGUGCUGUGCAAAAUCAAUGAGGAAAUGGGCUUUUUCAGCUGUGCUGCCCCAGUUUUGGAAUACCCUCUGCUGGGAGGUUUGUCUGACACCAAUGCUGCUUUAAUCUAGGUCAACACUCACCAAUCGUGUGCUUUCCAGAUGUUUUGGACUACAACUCCCAUCAGUGCUGACUAGGGGUGAUGAGAGUUGUAGUCCAAAACAACUGGAGUGUACCAGGUGGGUGAAGGGUGAUCUGGGGGAUGGAUAGAGCCCUUGUUUGUUCAAGGCAUCUAAAGUACAUGUUUAAAGUAUUGAUCUGGCUGCAUCUUUUAUAUUUGCUUUUAUGUAUAUUUAUUGUGAAGUCAGCCUGUGAUCAGUUUUGAUGAAUGGUGGAUUUAUGGUUGCUAAGCUUAAAUACGUAAAAAAACCAAAAUAAAAUCCAAAAGGGACCAGCUUCAAGGGUGCUUUCUUGCAACAUGGUUUCAUUGGAGCCAGAAAUAUAUUGCUGAGAGGCUGUCUGUGCAGCCGGGUGAGCUGGUUGGGUUAACUGACUCAGGUGGCAAACAGCAAACCAUCUCCACUUCUGCUGAGCCUUACAAAGUUGUGUGUGUGCAUGCACAUGCACACACGCACACCUAUCUACUUAACCAACAGUGGAACUUCUAAGUUUGCAAAGAGCUUUGGAAUUGGAGGUCCAGAAGCCUGAGCUUCCCAAUCAGAAUGGGCAACCUGGUUUUGCACAAGAGUCUCACUCAUUCCCUCCUUGAACAGAAGCUGGCUGAGGAUGGGCUGAUUACUCUGCUGUGCUCCUUCAACACAACCCUGUGCACCUCUCUUAUUGCCUCCUCCCCCAAUCUUGCUAUGCAGGAACUGGAGGCCAUCAAGGCCAAGGUCCGUGAGAUGGAGAAGGAGGAGGAGUGGCUGCAGGAGCUGCAGGCCGAAGCAAAGAACCUCAUCAUGAGAUCAGAGGCAGGUACGGUUUUCGUGUGUGUUUUAAGGGUUGGCUGACAGCAGCAUGCUGUUAUCCCAAGCGGCUUCACUGUGUGAUUCCAAAAGAUAUGUGUGCCCCAGAAGACCUUGUAGCAUUGGACAGUGCCACCUCAAGUGCCUGCAAGUGAAUGGAGAAAGGGAGUCAUAACUGGGCAUAUUAGGUUGCAAGUCUUUGGGCAGAGCCUGGUUUGCUCCUUUGAACAGUGCCUAGAUCCAUUGGGAAUCGCAAGUGGGAAGGGCACUGCUGGGGAUGAUGAUAGUUGUCAUCCAAAAGAAAUGGAGGUUACUAGGCUGGCAAAGGCUUUUAGAAAAGAAGCUGUGUUAAGUAUAACUUCAGUAAAGAUUGCAUGGACAGGUAUUAUGAGGACACUACAAGUCAUGAAAGCCAGCUUGCUGCAGUGGCUGAUAGUCCGGUGGAAAGACAGGGGAGAACUGCAUUCAGAUCCUCGCUCAGCCGUGAAGGCUAGCCACUACUUAUGCUCAGGCAGACCUUCCUUGCAGGGUUGUCUUGAGGUUAAAAUGGAGGAGGCCAUUUUCCCUGCCUUUAACUCCUUUUGAAACAGGUGGGAUAUCAAUGUAUUGUGUGUGUGUGUGUGUGUGCGGUCUUAUUUCAAAGGGCUGAGAGCUCAGAAGCAGGUUCUCAAAACUCAGAAACUGAGCUCCAACUCCCAUCAGCCCCAUCAAGGCAGGACAGUGGUCAAGGAAGAUGGGAGUUGGAGUCUAGUAACCUCUGAAGAGACACAGGUCAACCACCUCUGGCAUACCACGAUUCCCAUGAGGUCUCCUCCUCCUCCCUUCCACAGGACUUGGUUUGCCUCGGGCAACUCAGGAAAAAAUGGAAGUUGACCAGCGCUCUGUCUACGUGGGAAAUGUAAGUGAGAUGGGGCUUCAAGGGAGCUGGAGCAGCAUUGAGUGUCUGGGCUAGAGACCCUGCAGAACAGUCUCCCCUUGUUGCUGUGAUGCCAACCAGUUGACCGCAAAACACAUGGUUAGGAUACGAGAACAGUCGUGAUUGGCAGGCAUGAGCUUCAGCACCUGUCUUCCAAAAAUUAAGACACGUUAACUCCCAGCAAUUAGAAGAGGGCAGGAGGAAAGGGGCUUUUAGGAUCUGGUACAUCCCCAGCAUGUGGUUAAAUAGUCUCUUGCUGCAGAGGCUUUGCUGAUCUUUAUAAAUCACUGUGUACUCUCAUAAGAACACACUGAGUCAGUCCAUUGCGGGCUGCUCUGUCAGGCCUUCUUGGUAGCGGUUCCCUAUUUAUGGAAUGCCCUCCUUGUUGAGGUGUGUUCCUCUCCCUCAUUACCGACUUUCAGGAGGAAAUCAAAAACAUCCCUGCUGACCCAGGCAUUUGAUGUCUGAAAGGCAGUGUUCCUGGCAGCCCUGAGAACUGAUUUUAGAAUGGUUCCCCUCUACUCCAAAAUUGUUUUGUUGUUGAUGUGCUUGCUGCCCUGGGCUCCUCUGGGAGAAGAGGGGCAGGAUAUGAUUUGAAUUCAUCACCACCAAGCUCAAUAUUGUCCACUCUGGCUGGCAGCAGCUCUCCAGGGUUUCAGACAAGGGGACACCCCCAGCUCUAGUUGGAGAUGCCAGAGAUCGAACUAGGGACCCUCUGCCAAAAGCAGGUGCUUUCCCCACUAGCCUCUGCCUCUUCCCUGAAUCGUUGGGCAGUGGGGCAGAAGUCUGGACACGUGUGAUGUGAUCUUUAUAGGUGGAUUAUGGUGGAAGCGCAGAAGAGCUGGAGUCCCAUUUCAACAGCUGCGGUCAGAUCAACAGAGUUACUAUCCUCUGCGACAAGUUCUCCGGUCAUCCUAAAGGGCAAGUGAUUUGAUGGUGGGGAAGGGGGGCAGUUGUGGUUUUGAAGGAUGGGGUGGCUGCCUCUCUUGAGGACCAGGUAGAUGGAUGGGAUGGCUUCCGGGUGCCAGAGUGAAUGCAGACUGGGGGGGACUGGCUCCUCCUCUUUGCUCGUCUCAUGGCUCACAGGAGGGCAGAUGGAACAAGCCAAGAUGAAGAAAGCGAUCAUCCUGCACAUGUAGGGCUCUGGGGAUCAGCCAUGAGCAACAUGGCUGGGUGUGGGCCUUGCCAGGUGCCCAGUGAGUCUGACCCCUGAGGCUGCCCCUCUGGAUCAGACAUGUUCCUCUCUGUCCCUCCACUCCUGGCAGUGCAGAUUGUAAAUGGCUGAGUAGCCAUCAUGUCUUUCUGAAGGUUUUGUAUUGCUCCAGCAAGUCAUUGAGAUGAAGAGUGCUUCCAGAAGGCUUGUUUACCAAGCACUAAAAGCCUCAUACCCAGCGUUGCAUGGGAAUUAUAAGGAACCAAAAAAUCAUUGUAAUUUUGAUAUCAGUGGGUUAAAAUCAGUGCACUUUUGAAGGGUUCAGUCCACCAUCUUGAUUCACAGCGGCAUCCAUUUGUAUACAAACGGACAGAAACCUGCUCUUUGACCUCAGGAAACUAUCACACAAAAUUUGGUUACAGUAUCUUAAGAGGUGUCUAAAUGCAUAGAUAACAAAGAGACACACAACUUUCUAAAAUAGUAGAUUCAUCCUGAUUUGUUUGCAUGGACGCACUAAGACAGGGGUGACCAACUCCCAGAGUUAAAAACUGACAGUGAUCUACCCCCUUUUUGGGGGUUCAGGUCAGUUGUUGAGCCUUUUUUAGGGUAGCCGAAGUUCUUGAGCUUCUUGGCGGGGGCACUGAUCUGCCAUAGGCAUCUGGUGAUCUGCCAUAGGCAUCUACCUAUUGGACAUGCCUGCACUAAGACAAUGCUGGCUAUUGAGGUAGCAUUCAGCCUGAUUUGUUUGUGGAGGAGGCAACGUUGCAACAAAGAUAGUGUUAUCUAACAGUUUCCAGUGCAUUUUGCCAUCACUUUCCUUACCACAAAAUGGCCAGUCUUUUGGGGAAGCUGGCUUGUUUUUCAGGAGCUUUGAAUUCACUCUAAGUGCACAACCUGAAUUGGCAGGGAUGUGAUUGAAUCACACCUGAAAAUAGAGACAGUCUGGGGGCACAUAAAGAUGCAAUGAGGAGGACAAAUCUGCUUCCCAUUGUGGCCCCAGGGGGAAUACACAAGUGCAUCUUUCUCCCAUCAGAAGCUUGCAAAUUGGCCCCAGGUGACUUUCACAGCUCCUCCUGUUGUUGCAGGUAUGCCUACAUUGAGUUUGCUGACAAGAGUUCUGUGAAGGCUGCUGUGGAGCUGGGCGAGAGCACCUUCAGAGGCCGCAUCAUCAAGGUGUGUAUCAUGGGAAGAGGAGGGGUGUCUGGGGAUGCAGAACCCUACCUUGGGGGUGUGGGCUUGUAUUUCUAAGUGGGUAGGGGACCUGCUUUGCAUCCAGAAGGUUCCAGGCCCAAUCCCUGGCACCAACUCCCCAUAAGCAGCUGAUGGGAAAGGCCUCUCUCUCCCUGAGACCCUGGAGGGCUGCUGCCAAUCAGAGUAGACAGUACUGGUUUAUGGGUACCUAUAUACCUUUCCCUAUCUGUGUCUUUCCAAAUGUGGGUGUGUUGCUUUCCAAACUGGCCUUUCACUUCCAUUCUAUGUAACUACAGCCCAGUGUUUCACUUCUGUGCAAAAUUUCAAGGUGCCUUCCAUCAUGUGUUCACAUCCCAGUCCAAGAUGGAAAGCGAGGGAUGUGGAAACUUGCACCCUCUGCAGAUGUUGGGCUCGAUCCUUCCAUCAGGCCCAGCCAGCGUGGACAAGGCUCAGUCAGGGCUGAUGGGCAGUGUAGUGAAACAACACCUGGAGCGGGGGGCAGGCUCCCCAUCUCUGUUGUAAGUGAUGUGAGCUAAUUUUGUGGCACCAUGUUGUCUUUGCUUCGCUUCAGGUGUUGCCCAAGAGGACCAACAUGCCAGGCAUCAGCUCCACGGACCGGGGUGGUUCCCGGGGUGCUUUCCAUGGCCGGGGGGCUCUGCCUCGCCGCUCCAGUUUCUGUGGAGGGCAGCGUUUAAGGCCACGUGGAAGGGUGCACAGGUGAGUGGACAGCAGAAGAGUGUUUGCCAGUCGAACAUCACAGUAAGGCGAUCAUUCCAUCAAUACAAGCAUUUCUGUUUGCCAGAUGGGAUGCUCUUUCCUCCUCUCUUCCCACACCCCAAUGCUGUCCAGAGGGUUUUCCUGAGCAGAUUUGUUUGUUUGUGUGUGUGGAGGAGAGUCCCAUAGCACUCUCAGGACUCAUUCUGCUGGUUUCUGCUAGCGCAACAACUUAGUUACAUCCAGCCCUGGAUGUCUGAGGCUAGGAACUGAAGGAGAACGGAGGACCUCUUCCUGCUAUAUACCGUCUUUCUGGGGGACGGUAUAAGAUGCUAGCACAAUCUGCCACUAGAAGCACAUUGGCUCCUGGGUGCUGCUGCUGUCAGGCUGGCUCAGCAUCACCUGUGCAUCUGCAUGGCCAGCAGGGCCUGUAAGCUGCACGCAGACAAGGAGUUGGACACCUUAGUGGUGCCCAUGGGCAGCAGUUCUCUUUUCCAUAUCGGCAGGAACAGAAAUGAGCAACCCGUCAGCUCGGUAUCCCAGAAAGAGCAGCUGGCAUGGAGUGCCCCUGAGAGCGAGUGUGUCACUUGUGCUGUUCUGGCUUGGCUUGCACUUUCAGCAUCCCCAAGUUGUUUCCGGGGGGCGGGGGGUUGACACCUUUGCCCUAGAUGAGCCGAAAAACAACUUUUCUGUCUUUUGCAGGAUCUAA
Molecule: messenger RNA, 8394 nt
Organism: Podarcis lilfordi (Lilford's wall lizard)
Lineage: Eukaryota; Metazoa; Chordata; Lepidosauria; Squamata; Lacertidae
Source: the annotation of a GenBank genome assembly